Molecule: messenger RNA, 1870 nt
Organism: Papaver somniferum (opium poppy)
Lineage: Eukaryota; Viridiplantae; Streptophyta; Magnoliopsida; Ranunculales; Papaveraceae
Product: pentatricopeptide repeat-containing protein CRP1, chloroplastic-like
Exons: 5
Coding region: 60-1571 (503 amino acids)
Molecular function (GO): protein binding
Source: RefSeq, a predicted model, not a curated record
AUUCUACUUUAUUGAAGCUUCACAGGUCCUCAGACCUGUGGACGAGCUUCAAUUAAGGCAUGGAGGCACAUCUUGCCUUCCCAACUAUGCACGGCGUCUUUUCUCCCUCUUCUCGUUUAAACUUUACGAAAUGCGAAAUAUCUGAAUCCAGAUGCAAGCAUAGAAGAUUUCAAAAAGCUGCAAAAACUUUGAAUUUGACGAUUCUGCAGCACUCAUGUGUGACUGAGGAAAUUUCUCGUGAAAAUUACAAUAUUUUGAUUCGUAAGCAUUCCAGAGAAGGAAAUGUUGAUAAGUGCAUGGAGUUACUUGCUCAAAUGGAAUCUCUAGGGUUUCAUCCAAAUGCUACGUCGUAUAAUAUUUUGAUUGAGUCUCUGGGAAAUGUCGGUCGCACUCUCGAAGCUGAUUCAAUUUUCCAGGAGAUGAAAAAAUCUGGAUUUGAGCCUAAAGUGAUGGCGUACAAUGUCCUUCUUAGAGGAUUUCUUCGGAAAGGGCUUCUAGGGCUUGCAUAUAAUGUGCUCGACGAAAUGUAUCAAACAAAGAUAGCUAAGAAUCAGGAAACUUUUGAACUUCUUCUUGAAUAUUAUGUUGGUGCUAGAAGGCUGGAAGACACUUGGUUCGUAAUCGCUGAAAUGAAGGCAGAGGGGUUCAGUUUGAACUCCCAUAUAUAUAGCAAAGUUAUUGGUCUUUAUAGGGAUAAUGGUUUGUGGAGGAAAGCAUUAGAACUCAUGAGAGAAAUGACAGAGACAAAAAUUCCACUUGAUAGACGGGUUUACAAUAGUAUUAUUGAUACAUUUGGGAAGUAUGGUGAGUUGAAUGAAGCAGUAACAAUGUUUAGGAACAUGCAAAGGGAAGGCAUUAAACCCGACGUCGUGACAUAUAAUUCCUUAAUUCGAUGGCAUUGUAAAAGUGGGAGUGUCGAUAUGGCUCUAGAAUUUUUCACUCAGAUGCAAGAAGAAGGAUUAUAUCCUGAUCCUAAGAUUUUCGUUGCAAUUAUUAGCCGCUUAGGGGAAGAAGGGAAGUGGGAUUUGAUUAAGAAGAACUUUGAGAAUAUGAAGCAUAGAGGACUUUGGAGAAGUGGAGCAAUUUAUGCUGUUCUGGUUGAUAUCUAUGGGCAAUACGGUAGAUUUCAGAAUGCUGAAGAGUGUGUGCUGGCUUUGAAGUCUGAAGGAGUACAGCUUUCGGCGAACAUGUUUUGUGCAUUAGCAAAUGGUUAUGCUCAACAGGGAUUAUUCAAACAAACUGUGAAGGUUCUUCAGCUCAUGGAAACUGAAGGAAUUGAACCAAACCUCAUAAUGCUGAACCUGCUGAUAAACGCAUUUGGUAUUGCUGGAAGACAUUUGGAGGCACUAUCAAUUUUUCAUCACAUAAAAGAAAUUGGCAUCAGUCCUGAUGUGGUUACCUACAGCACACUAAUUAAAGCUUUUAUUAGGGCAAAAAAGUAUGACCAGGUUUUGGGAAUUUAUGAUGAAAUGCAAUCUGCUGGAUGCACUCCCGAUAGAAAGGCAAGAGAAUUGUUGCAAACAGCUUUGGGGGUCCUUGAAAAAAGACAAGGCCGUGGCUCUAAAUCGUAACACAACAGACACACAAAACUCUUGCUAGCCUUAUGAAGGAGGAUCAUCUCACAAAAGUGGAGGAAAUCUCUGAAUUAAUUAGGCAAACUAAUUACAAGUGAGAACCUGCGUAGAUACCUUGCUUGUAAUGGUGAAAUCUUGUUUUUUAACUAUCUUAUUGGUCACCCGGACGGAAAGUUUUCUAUCAUUGUCAAGGCAGGUAUCAGAUUCAGACAAACCCAUUAGAUUUAGUGUUAAUGUAGAGAAUGAAAUGGGUCUGGUUAAUGGUUUGAACUUUUAAUUUCAUGCUUUUCCAUACA